UCACCGCGUCGCGUCGCGUUGCGUUGAUUCGAGUCUGUACCCGGAGCGGCGAUCUCCGUUGGCCUAAUUGCGUCAGAAAGCUAAGAUCUAAGAAUGGCAAAGUCAAGUUCAAGCGAUGCUCAAGCACUCAUUCGCUCACUGCGAUCUGCUUAUGCUGCCACACCAACUAAGCUCAAAAUCAUUGAUCUUUAUGUGGUCUAUGCAAUCACUACAGCAGUAAUUCAGAUCGUGUACAUGGGAAUAGUUGGCUCAUUCCCCUUUAAUUCUUUCCUCUCUGGCAUCCUGUCCUGUGUUGGGACUGCAGUUCUUGCAGUUUGCCUGCGCAUUCAAGUUAACAAAGAGAACAAGGAGUUUAAGGAUCUUUCACCGGAACGAGCUUUUGCUGAUUUUGUUCUCUGCAACUUGGUGCUCCACCUGGUGAUCAUGAACUUCCUAGGGUAGAUGGAACUCUGCUGUAGCAUUCUUCUUUUUCUCCCCUUUAGAUCUAUUUGGGCCCGAACUGUGGGAUUAGGAGUUUAUUUCUCAUAUCGUACGAGUAACAUGAUUUUGUCCUUGUUUAUGGAAAAUCUAAAGGAACUCCAUGAGUUGUUUGAGUAAA
Molecule: messenger RNA, 598 nt
Organism: Zingiber officinale
Lineage: Eukaryota; Viridiplantae; Streptophyta; Magnoliopsida; Zingiberales; Zingiberaceae
Product: dolichyl-diphosphooligosaccharide--protein glycosyltransferase subunit DAD1-like
Exons: 6
Coding region: 94-441 (115 amino acids)
Biological process (GO): protein N-linked glycosylation
Cellular component (GO): membrane; oligosaccharyltransferase complex
Source: RefSeq, a predicted model, not a curated record